AGACUUUUGGUACGGUCCUUGGUGUUGUGAGGAUAAGCAUGGUUGCUGUUUCCUGCGAAUUCUGCAAAGUGAUCGAAGUGACUGUAUGCAACCUCAUGAAUGUUUCUUAUGUUUGAGACCACCUAACCAAUUAUCUCUUUUUAAUAUAAGCCAUUUUUAGAAAGAGCAGAGAUUUUAAGAACUUGAAUGGACUCCAAAAAGAAUGGAGGAUGUAAAGAUAUUCGUAAGGUCCAUAUUGGUUUCAAAGCAGCAUGGUGUGAAACAGUCAUUGAUUGAAAAGGACUAUCACGAUCUUGUUGGUGAAAAGCUGCCAUGGAAGGAGUUGGGAUUCAAAACUUUGUUCGACCUUUUAACUUCAAUUCCUGAUGUAGCAAAGCUUGAGUGGAGGGAAGACGAUGGAGAUAAUCGUGUAUUCGCUGUGUUGGAUGGUGAAAGUUAUGCAUCACUUCAUGCUAAGAGAAUGUCUGUUAAAGGAUAUGGCAAAGGCUCUAGAGCUCUGAAUCCAGAUGAAAUAAGAAUGUGGAAAAUUAAAAGAGGCCAGGAAAGAAGCUUUUCAGAUUCAAGCGCUUCAAAUAAAUCAAUAAAAAAGAAUAACAAUAAAAAGAAAAACAAUAUAAAACAGUCAAGCAAUCAAACUAUAAAUGGUUGUUUUCAAUCUUUUCAGACAACAAUUAAGGCGAAGGAAGAUCCAGCCUCGAGGCCAAAGGAUGUCGACAACGCUAAGUAUGGUGACCUUCAGCCUAACAUGAAGGGUCUCUAUACACUUUGUGUCAAGUUAAAGUAUCAAACAGGAUUCAACGAGUUGAGUUUGGAGCAUGUUAAGGUAUUCCUGAGCACUCACUUUACAGAGCCAGAUUGUUUUCCUGUUGAACUGAAAGCAAUAAGACCAAACAUGGCGUUUGUUAGAUAUAAAACAAAGCGUGAGGCCAUUGCAAUGAUAGAAAAGAAGCAUGACUUUGAAUGUGGGGCAGUUUCUUUUGAUGUGACAGCUGCAAAAGAAAAAGGAGGUCAAACAAAUACUAAUAAUUUGUCCAAGAGUUCCCAGAAGGCAUCAAAGAAUUCUCAAUCAGAUCUAGAGAAUGAUUCCACUUCAAAAGCUCCAGGGCUGUUGCCACUACCUGUAAUACCUAAAGAGAUUCCUCUGGUUUCUUUUGUGAAGCCUGGUCUUUUGCCAACACCAGAUAUAGGACUUUCACUGUACAGCUGUGAAUUGCAAAAGACAGAAAACCUGCAACCGGUAUUACUGAUACCUCAACAGGGCAUUUCAGACCAAGAGAAGAAACUGCAAAAAUCAAGUAUAGAUGGGAUGAAUUUUGAUAUCAAGCCAUGUCAAGGUGAAGGUUUCAACCUGGAGUUUUCAAUUUUUGCUUCCCUGUAUUUCUCUUCAUGCACAAAAAAGCCAAAAGUUUCCAAAGAUUUCAGUGAUGAUCUUCACUUUAUUGUAACACAUGCUGUUGAUGCAGGCAGAUUUUGGAUCCAUUUAAUUGAGCAGGAGCAAGCCAUUAAUGAUCUGAUGAGUCAGCUACAGAAUGAAAUACAUAAGUCUGAAAGAGCAGGGAAACCCAUGAUUUUUCCUCAGCAGCAUCAUGUAGGUGCAGCAAGAUACACUUUUGAUGAUUUUUGGUAUAGAUGCUGGGUUCUUGAUUGCAACAAAGAACGAGAUGAAAUCCACGUGUUUUAUUGUGAUUAUGGAAACGAUGAAAUUGUGAAUGGGAAACGUUUCCAAUAUAUAAACGAAUCAUUGUGGUCUUUGCAGCCUCAAGCUGUUCCUGUAAAACUGCCUGCUUUGGAACCUACAUCUGAAUCAAACCUAACAGAAAAAGAUCUUGGCCGUCAAAAGUUUGUGGAGAUUUGUCACGGUAAACUGCUAGCUGCAAAUGUAGUGAAGAAUGCAAAUUUUUCAGAGUCGCAAGUGAUUGCCCUGUCGAAUAUUGUGGUUCCAGACCUCCCUGGUGUGUUUUUGGAGGAUUUUCUUGUCAACACUGGACACUUAAAGCGAGUUACAGCAACGUUAACCCAGCGGACGUCUGUGGAGAACAGCGUUGAAAAGCAGACUGUUGAUUAUAGAACAAUGAUUGAUGAAGAAGAGAAACCACGUCUUUCAGAAAAUGUAGCUACUGAGAAGCCAUCCUUGAAAAGGAUGAAGGAAGGUGAUGAAAGGCCACCCUUCGUACCGAAUAGGCCAUCACCAAAGGAUUUGCGAAGCAUCAAUACGCAGUCUGGGAAAAUCCUUGAUCAGAAAGCAGCAUUAUCAUUUAAGAAAGGGACAAUUGCAGAACAACAAGAAAUCUGGCCUACCCAGGAAGAGGAAGAUUGGGAUUCGCAAUAUUCUAACCAAUCUAAAAAUGGGCUUGAGUCUAGUUCGCUCAGAACAAAUACUGUUCAGGUACAUAAUGAUGAAAGAGGCAAGAUUACUUGUCCGGUAGAUAAUGAAGUUUCAAAGCGAAAUGGCGACGGAAUAAUCCAUGAGACGCUCAACUUCAACGGGCAGAAUACACAGUCGCAUACAAGGUUGGCAAAUGCUGCAUCGUUGAAUAAUACCAAAAAGUAUGGGAGUGUUGUUGAUGGGUGCGCCACCGGAGCGGACACCAAAGGAUAUGAUACAAAUAAGGCUAUGGUUCUGACGGAGACAGAGAUAGAAAAUCUCAAAAAAUGUCCUAGCAUCUACGUAUUAAAGCCAGAGAACACUAUCAAAGCUAAAAUACUUGAGGUAGAAUCGCCAGCUUUAUUUUACAUAGAAAAACCCGGCUCAGGAGAAAUCAUGAUGAAAUUGAAGACCCUUCUGUCAUGCUUCGAACCCCAGGAACGAGUAGAGCCAUAUAAAGGUAGAAUACUCUGUUAUAAAGAUGGAACGAGUAAAACACGCGUCAAUGUUCUUGAUUUGGCUUGUAACUUUGCUUUCAGUAAGAAGGUCUUAGUCAUAGACAUCGACAGUGGCGAGAAGAUCUGGGCCAAUGCAGAUGAUCUUUACCUGAUGAGUCCUGAGCUGAUGCAAGUUGAGCAGAUAGCUGUCGACGUUGGAAUGGCUGGUAUCAAGACGAAAAAUCAAAUCACAAGCUUGACAAAGGAUUUGGAAAAGUUAACAAACAAGAUUAGCUUCAUUCAUAUCGUUGAGAGAGAUGCAUCCGGGAAAUGUCUUCUAGAGGUUUACGGAGACGAUAAAACAAAGAGCCUAAAUUUGCAGGCCGUCCAUAGUGGGAAGGCAAUUGUUACUGCGAAGCCAGGAAAAAGGCGAACGGGGGAUUACAAACCAAGUGGCAAAUUCGCUGGAAAGUAUCCCUCUGUCUCUGACAGUGCUAGUGACAGUGGAAGCAGAAAAAUGAUGAAUAAACCUCCUGUUAUGAAAAAUGAGCCCAUUGCGCGCCCGUUUUCUGAUUCCUCUUCUCAAGAUGGCAGCUCGAGAUCGUCAAAUCGUAGAAUAAGUUGUAGCUCAGAUUCGUCAUGUAAUAGCGAUAUUUCCUCAUCGGCAUCCUUAGGGAAUGGGGGGAGCAUGUCAAACAAUCGUAGUUCAAACAGCGAUAACAAUGAUCGUUCAGACGACUCAAGUGUUUUCUGCGACGUUAAGGAUACUGACUUGGUUUAUAAUCAAACAGAUUACCAUAUCGUACCAGUAAGAAACCAUACGGAAAAGGAGAAGCCCAUUCGAAAAUUUUUUAGACCACAUACGCCGCCUCUCUCGGCUUCCCAGCAGGAUGAGAAAUCGACUCUCGUUGUUGCUGCUAGACGCAAAGAACUGAUUCACUCCAUUAAAUCAUUGACUGAAGGCUGCCUUGAGAGAGAAUUCAUCCGCUUCCGACCUGACGGCAGUUUAGACCGGGACCUUAUUGAACGUGAAAUGAAGCGAUGGUAUUCAGAAAAACAUUGCUUAGAAAAGUAUGCAAAUACUCUUACCGAAACUUUAUCAACUCCGCAAGACAAAUCUGAAGUGUAUAUCAACAAAAACAGACGGUUGCGAUUGCAGAUAUAUUUACAGCUAAUGUCAGCAAAGGAAGAAAUAGUCAAAGUCACAAAUGAAGUCGAAAAACUUGAAAAAGAGCGUUCACGUUAUAGUAAGUAGGCCGCCUGGACAGUACAUUGUAGCACAGUACAUUGCAGCAAUAACCAGAUAUCACAGGCUGAUGAAUUAAUGUUCAAACAUAUAUUAGUAGAGGUGGAACGUCAAGGCCAUAGAACUAGCGAAAAUGCUGCUUAAAUCCGAUCUCGCUGGCAUCAUUCUCUGAGCCAUCAUGUUUUGGCAUGCCUUUAAAAACUGACAAAUUUAGUUCCGAUGCUUUUUUAAUCGUCUAUAUGCUAAUUGCUUUUACGGCUGCUAUCGUGAGAAUGUUAACUUGGUAAAACUUGAAUUUGAGCUUUUGCUAGCUUUUUUAGGAUUCUAAAAGUAUUUCAUUUGGGAUUUCCUCAAGACCGUUCGCCACCUUUAUAAAUGCAUAAAUGCAUUGGUAAUGAUAUUUUUAAAUUUAAUUCUACGUCUUCGUUGAUUUCAUAUUAUAUUGUAAAUUAUGAUAAAAGUUUAGAAUUGCUUGUAGUUUCGAGUUUUGCUUUUAGGAAUUGCAUGUUCAUAAUUUUAUAUUGGUUUUCUUAGAUGGUUCAAAUUAUACUUUGCCAAUAACUAUUCAAGAAUGGUGCUUUUAGCAGCAAAUCUAUAAAAUUUUCAGUUGUGUUUUUAAGCGUAGCCGUUUACGUUUUACAAUAAACUAAAAUAGAUUUUACAGUUGACUUUAGAUAAGGCUCGUUGCAUUUUCUUAGAAAUUAUGUCCCUUGGAUUUUGCCCCCCCCCCCUCCCCUAGCCUUUUCAGUAAACACGUUCAAAUUGCAAGUUCAGAAGAACAGCUCACAGUCCCUAGUCGCUUGGAUUUCUACGGUUAGCAAAUAGGCACUAUUGCACCCACAGAUAAUAGCCCACGAUUCCUGUUACUCUACCAAUAUACAUUUGAAGGACC
Messenger RNA from Rhopilema esculentum, 4940 nucleotides. RefSeq lists its product as uncharacterized. The record is from RefSeq and is a predicted model, not a curated record. NCBI's taxonomy places the organism in Eukaryota, Metazoa, Cnidaria, Scyphozoa, Rhizostomeae, Rhizostomatidae.